AUGUUUCCCCUCUCUUGUUCUCAUUCAUGUUUAUAUGUUCUUUCUAUUUCUUUUUCUUCCCAUUCUCGGGCGUCAGAAUAUGUCAUUGAUCUAUCUAUCUAUCUAUCUAUCUAUCUAUCUAUCUAUCUAUCUAUCUAUCUAUCUCAGUUUCUUCAUUAUCUAUCUAUCUAUCUAUCUAUCUAUCUAUCUAUCUAUCUAAGUUUCUUCAUUAUCUUCAUUCUAUUCAUAUCUAUCUAUCUAUCUAUCUAUCUAUCUAUCUAUCUAUCUAUCUAUCUCUCAGUUUCUUCAUUAUCUAUCUAUCUAUCUAUCUAUCUAUCUAUCUAUCUAUCUAUCUAUCUAUCUAUGUGUGUGGGUCCCGGCUGCGACAAACGAAUGGUUACGGUAACCCUUGAUCAAUCACCACCACCUCCCCGACACUUUACUGCCCUCCUCCUUCCUUCCUUCCUUCUUCCUCCUCCUUCAUCCUUUUGGCAUACUUAA
Messenger RNA from Acanthosepion pharaonis, 480 nucleotides. The record is from the annotation of a GenBank genome assembly. Lineage: Eukaryota; Metazoa; Mollusca; Cephalopoda; Sepiida; Sepiidae.